UUCCGGAAGGAACCUGAGCAGAGGCGGCCCGAGGGGCUUCGAGCCGCUCGGCUGUGGGGCGGCUGGUGCAGAAAUGACGACCUUAGUGCUGGAUAACGGAGCCUACAACGCCAAAAUCGGCUACAGCCAUGACAGUGUGUCGGUCAUUCCCAAUUGCCAGUUCCGAUCAAAAACAGCGCGUCUUAAAACGUUUACUGCCAACCAGAUUGAUGAAAUAAAAGACCCUUCAGGACUCUUUUACAUUCUUCCUUUCCAAAAGGGCUACUUGGUGAAUUGGGAUGUCCAGCGACAAGUUUGGGAUUAUCUUUUUGGAAAAGAAAUGUAUCAGGUUGAUUUCUUAGAUACUAAUAUUAUUAUAACAGAACCAUAUUUUAACUUCACUUCAAUUCAAGAGUCAAUGAAUGAAAUUCUAUUUGAAGAAUAUCAGUUCCAAGCAGUGUUAAGAGUGAAUGCCGGCGCCCUGAGUGCACACAGAUACUUCCGCGACAAUCCUUCUGAGCUGUGCUGCAUCAUCGUGGACAGUGGCUACUCCUUCACACACAUCGUCCCCUACUGCAGAAGUAAAAAGAAAAAGGAAGCAAUUAUUCGGAUAAAUGUGGGCGGAAAACUCUUAACGAACCAUCUAAAAGAGAUCAUAUCCUACAGGCAGCUGCAUGUCAUGGAUGAAACCCAUGUGAUUAAUCAAGUGAAAGAAGACGUGUGCUAUGUGUCUCAGGAUUUUUACAGAGACAUGGAUAUCGCCAAGUUAAAAGGAGAAGAUAAUACAGUAAUGAUUGACUAUGUUUUGCCUGACUUCAGUACAAUUAAAAAGGGCUUUUGUAAGCCGAGAGAAGAGAUGGUGCUCAGCGGCAAGUAUAAAUCUGGGGAGCAGAUUCUUCGCCUCGCCAACGAGAGGUUUGCUGUUCCAGAAAUACUCUUCAACCCUUCUGACAUCGGCAUUCAGGAGAUGGGGAUCCCAGAAGCUAUUGUCUAUUCGAUUCAAAACCUCCCUGAAGAAAUGCAGCCACAUUUUUUUAAGAACAUCGUCUUGACGGGAGGGAACUCACUUUUCCCAGGAUUCAGAGACCGGGUUUAUUCAGAAGUCCGCUGUCUGACGCCAACAGACUAUGACGUGUCUGUCGUGCUGCCCGAAAACCCUAUUACUUACUCCUGGGAAGGUGGAAAAUUGAUAUCUGAAAAUGAUGAUUUUGAAGAUAUGGUGGUUACAAGAGAAGAUUAUGAAGAAAAUGGACAUAGUGUCUGUGAAGAGAAAUUUGAUAUUUAAGAAACAUUUUUGAAUGAAAGUCUUGGAAAGUUUAACUUCAAAGUUCCUUUUUUUUUUUUUUUUUUUUUUUUUUUUUUUGGUUUU
Microtus oregoni (creeping vole) is the source of this 1348-nucleotide messenger RNA. RefSeq names its product actin related protein 6 (gene Actr6). The coding region runs from base 74 to 1264 and encodes 396 amino acids. NCBI's taxonomy places the organism in Eukaryota, Metazoa, Chordata, Mammalia, Rodentia, Cricetidae. Gene Ontology annotation, molecular function: nucleosome binding. Gene Ontology annotation, cellular component: Swr1 complex. The transcript is spliced from 11 exons. The record is from RefSeq and is a predicted model, not a curated record.